GGUGAGGGACGUUUGGCGCGGCUGGUAAACUAACUGCUUCCAGCGGAGGGAGAGGAACUACUGAGGUCAAAACGUGCGGCUCAAUUGCUUUCUGUUUUUUUCUUGGAAAAAGGACAGUGACACGUAGAGAUAUUCGUACAUUGACUAAGAGAGGGAGUUGGUGCUGUGUAACUGCGUUUUUGUUAAUUCCCUAGUCAGCCGAAGCUUGCCCUGCGCAGGCAGCAGACGGAAACAACUGAAAAUGCCCCCCAUCGAAAAUGACACCGGGAAAAAUGAACUCAAAUCUCGGAUACAACAGCUUAUUGACUCCAAUCAAGUGGUGGUUUUCAGCAAAAGUUACUGUCCGUAUUGUGUAAAGGUGAAAGACUUGUUCAAAGAGCUGAAUGUCGAGUGCAAUGUGGUGGAGUUGGAUCUAAUCGAGGAUGGAACCCACUACCAGGAGAUGUUGCUUGAGAUGACUGGACAGAAGACUGUUCCUAAUGUCUUCAUCAACAAGACGCACAUUGGCGGCUGUGACAAAACAAUGGAGGCUCAUAAAGACGGCAGCCUGCAGCAGCUACUGAGCGGAGAAAAUGAAGCUUAUGACUACGACCUGAUCGUCAUCGGAGGAGGAUCUGGAGGCCUGGCCUGCUCAAAGGAAGCAGCUACGUUGGGGAAGAAGGCCAUGGUACUGGACUAUGUUGUGCCCACACCAAAGGGAACCACCUGGGGUCUCGGUGGAACUUGUGUGAACGUUGGCUGCAUUCCCAAGAAGCUAAUGCAUCAGACAGCCUUGCUGGGCACGGCCAUGCAGGAUGCACGCAAGUUCGGCUGGGAGUUUGACGAGACAGUGAAACACAACUGGGAGACGAUGAAGACUGCUGUGAACAACUACAUUGGCUCAUUGAACUGGGGAUAUAGGGUGGCACUGAGAGACAAGAAUGUCAACUAUGUCAAUGCCUAUGCAGAGUUCAUUGAACCGCAUAAAAUCAAGGCAACAAACAAACGAGGGAAAGAGACCUUUUACACGGCAGCUAAGUUUAUCUUAGCUACAGGCGAGAGGCCACGCUACCUGGGCAUUCCUGGAGACAAGGAGUACUGCAUCACCAGUGACGACCUCUUCUCGUUACCUUAUUGUCCGGGAAAGACCCUGGUGAUAGGGGCGUCGUAUGUGGCUCUGGAGUGUGGUGGUUUCCUUGCUGGCCUGGGUCUCGAUGUCACCAUCAUGGUCCGGUCCAUACUGCUGAGAGGCUUUGACCAGGACAUGGCCAACCGUGCCGGAGAGCACAUGGAGGAGCACGGUGUCAAGUUCCUCCGUAAAUAUGUCCCUAUAAAGGUAGAGGAGCUGGAAGCAGGCACUCCUGGCAGACUGAAGGUGACGGCCAAGUCCACAGAAACCAAUGAGAUCAUCGAGGGAGAGUACAACACUGUGUUGAUAGCAGUGGGCCGAGACGCGUGCACAGACAAGAUCGGCCUGGACAAGAUAGGGGUCAAAGUCAACCCCAAGAAUGGAAAAAUUCCAGUCAACGAUGAAGAGCAGACCAACGUGCCCCACAUCUACGCCAUCGGAGACAUUCUGGAAGGCAAGUGGGAGCUGACACCUGUGGCCAUUCAAGCUGGCAAGCUGCUGGCACGACGCCUCUACAGUGGCUCAAAACUCAAGUGUGACUACAUCAAUGUUCCCACCACUGUUUUCACCCCACUGGAGUACGGCGCCUGUGGUCUGUCAGAGGAGAGAGCCACUGAGCUGUACGGACAGGACAACCUUGAGGUGUACCACAGUCUGUUCUGGCCUCUGGAAUUUACUGUGCCAGGCAGAGACAACAACAGAUGCUACAGCAAGAUCAUUUGCAAUAAACUGGACAACAAUCGAGUCAUAGGGUUCCACUAUCUCGGUCCAAAUGCUGGCGAGGUGACGCAGGGCUUCGGUGCAGCCAUGAAAUGUGGCGUCACCAAGGAGCAGCUAGACGGCACCAUUGGCAUCCACCCAACCUGUGCUGAGAUCUUUACUACUCUGGAGGUGACCAAGAGCUCCGGUGGAGAUAUCACCCAGGCCGGCUGCUGAGGUUAAACCCUGCUUGUUUAGUGGGCUGCUCUCAUAUUAGACUCUCCUACCAGCUCCUCUCAUCUUAGUUCCCGGUCAACCUUUUAAGCUCAGCCUCACCUCAAGCUGUUUGGUUUACAGAGCAGUUGUUUCUCAGGAAAAUCCUAACAACGUGGCCAGCGUCUGAAUCGGUGAAAGCCCUAAUUCAGGCUCGCUGGGAGCAAAGAGGUGACUGAGAGAAUCCAGAGCUGACGACGUAUGAGUCUUGAUAUGAGGGCAGCCUGCUGAACAGCGGGGUUACUCUGCUGACAUCUUUACCAGUGUGUCUUUGUCAGAGGAGCACCAACACACACACAACUGCCGAGUAUGUUUGUGUGUUUGGGCUGUUUGUGACGUCCUUGCCCGUAACCUGCAAUACUGUGGUGGGCAAGGAUCGAUGUCCCUCUGCAGAAGCACCUGACCGUGGCCCUAAUCCUUCGUCCAAACCCCAGCUUCAAACACUUCUCAUUCACCCCCAGUGUACAGAUGGCGUACAAAUUUACUUUAGUAAGACAAAUUUAAAUUGGCACAGUUCCACGGCUCUGAGCUCUGGUUUAGCUUGUGAUGGAAAUGUAUAAUUUAAUCUGGAGUAUGUGUAUAGAUUAAGUGUUAUCACAUCUCUUUUGUUAAGCCUUCAUCAUUCCACACAUUUUUCUUACCAGGUAUUUAAGAUGAAACUGAGAUGUAUACAUGUUGCUGUCAAUAUUUGCUAUGUGGAGGCACCUGGAUUUAUUUUAUUUUUUCUUAUCUCUACCAAAGCGUUUAUCUAAACAAGUCUGAGAGCUCAAGAGCCAGCAAAUUCCCACCUUUCAAACGUGCUGCAUCAAAUCCCUAUCAGAUUGAGAUUCAGAAUUGAAUGCAACCAGAAUUGUAGUGAAUGUUGUGUGUAAAAAAACAAAACAAAAGCAUUUUCACUAGUUUUUACUCAAUUAAUUUAAUGCUUGUUUGUUGCAAUUUAGCUGUUUGCCUCUGUAUUUUGUGUAUGUAAAAGAUAUAUAAUCCAAUCUUCUAUAGGACAGUUUUCUGAGUGUCAAACUGCUGUAGAUCACUGCUCUCUGAGAAUGUAAUAAAGGAUGAGUUCAUCUUCA
Molecule: messenger RNA, 3150 nt
Organism: Micropterus salmoides (largemouth bass)
Lineage: Eukaryota; Metazoa; Chordata; Actinopteri; Centrarchiformes; Centrarchidae
Gene: txnrd3
Product: thioredoxin reductase 3
Exons: 16
Coding region: 242-2044 (600 amino acids)
Biological process (GO): glutathione metabolic process; cellular response to oxidative stress; cell redox homeostasis
Cellular component (GO): mitochondrion; cytosol
Molecular function (GO): flavin adenine dinucleotide binding; glutathione-disulfide reductase (NADPH) activity; thioredoxin-disulfide reductase (NADPH) activity
Source: RefSeq, a predicted model, not a curated record